Messenger RNA from Mytilus californianus (California mussel), 11980 nucleotides. Its product is annotated as agrin-like. Gene Ontology annotation, biological process: cell differentiation; G protein-coupled acetylcholine receptor signaling pathway; receptor clustering. The coding region runs from base 82 to 5727 and encodes 1881 amino acids. Gene Ontology annotation, molecular function: calcium ion binding; laminin binding. The record is from RefSeq and is a predicted model, not a curated record. Lineage: Eukaryota; Metazoa; Mollusca; Bivalvia; Mytilida; Mytilidae. The transcript has 37 exons.
GUCUCGUUCAAUGUGCACUAUUGUACUUACUAUGUAGAUAUAAUAGACUUAAAGGAAAACUUCGCUACAGGUGGGAUUAAAAUGGAAAUCAUUCACUUUUCUGUGCUACAAACAUUUUUCUUGAUUCUAUCAUUUUGUUUUGUUAUUGGGAAUAUAAAAAACGGCUGUAAAGAGAAAAGUUUAGAGGAUCGAGAGGAGGAGGCGCACAUUGUAGUUACCGCUACAGUUAAGAACCUCAUGCUGGAUAUGAACCACCCAGGGAUGGUUAUGGGUGAGGUAGAGAUAAAAAGGGUGUUCAAAGGAGGUGCUUUACUCAAUAAUUUUAUAAAACCAACAAGAAAUAGAAUUCGGCAUAGGCGAUUACAUCAAAGGAUACAAGUGGAGGGUUUUCGUGACCCUAAAAUAUGUAAUAGUGAUAUUAGAAGGUCUGAUACACGAAUCUUAUUGCUAAAUGAAAAUGGAGAUGGACAUCUGAAAUUAAAUUCAAGCGUUUUAAGAAUUAAUAUGAUAAAUCUGGAUUAUACUUCGGCAGUUGUUAAAGAUGUACCAUUUGAACCCCCAAAAGCAGAACAACAAACCUCCUGUGGAAACUAUUUCUGUGCCUUCUAUGGGGAAUGCUACAUAGACAAAGUCAGCAAUGGUCCAGCAUGUAGAUGUCCUCUCCUACCCUGUCCUAAUGGCCACACCCCUGUAUGUGGGGAUGACGGAAUGACAUACAGGACACAAUGUCAUCUAGAACGGUCAAGUUGUAAGGAACAGAGAAGGAUCAAAAGAAAGCAUCCUGGUGAUUGUAAAGGAAAAGAACCAGUCCAUGGAGGAUGGAGUGCAUGGGGAGACUGGUCCCCUUGUUCUGUAUCUUGUGGGGCAGGGAAGAAGAGGAGGUUUAGAGAUUGUAAGAAUCCAGCACCAUCACCUAUGGGGCGUUAUUGUGGAGACUCAUGGAUGCAGGAAGAUAACUGCUUUAUUGAAUGUGACCCAUGCGCUGGAUUUUCCUGCCCAUAUCCUCAGGCAUGUAUGCUGGAUGCAAAAAGACAACCCACCUGUCGAUGUAAUACCGUAUGUCCUGACGAGGUCAAUAUGGUAUGUGGAUCGAAUGGCCAUACAUACAGUAACCAGUGUUGGUUAGAGAGAGAGGCUUGUCGCAGCCAGACAGACUUAAAAGUUUUACACCCAGGCCGAUGUAAAGAUUUAUUUACCAAAUCUAUUUUAGAUGAGGACAAUCCUUGUAAACUGAUCAAAUGUGACUAUGGGGAAGUCUGUAGGAUAGACCAUGAGGGCAAAGGUCAUUGUGAAUGUCCGCCAUCUUGUCAGCUGGUCAUCAAUAAAGUUUGUGGUACUGACGAUGUGACCUACGAUAACGAGUGUGAACUACGGAGAAGAGCUUGCCAGAAUAAAACUGUGGUUGAUAUAAAGCAUUUAGGAGCAUGUGGUGGAGAACAUUGUAAGACACGAUGUGGGCAUGGUGCAAGAUGUGUAAAACAAAAUGGUGUCGAAACAUGUGUAUGUCCACAUAAAUGCCAGGAUGGAUAUUUUGAACCAGUAUGUGGUAGUGAUGGGAAGACAUACAAGAAUUUCUGUAGACUCCAGGAAUACAAUUGUCAUCAGAAAACUAAUAUCAUCAAGGAACAUGAUGGACUUUGUAAUGGCUGUGGUAAACAAGAAACAUGUGAACAUUACUCCUUUUGUUAUCGUUCUGGUAACAGUGCUAAAUGUGUCUGUCCAACGUGUGAAGAGAAUACAGUUGCCAAGGUUUGUGGAUCAGAUGGAAGGACUUAUGAGAACGAGUGUAAAUUACGUAAAACUUCCUGUAUGAACUCUACAUUUAUAACAGUGGCAUCUGAUGGAGAAUGUGUGAAGGAUCCUUACAAUGCGAUGUGUAGAAGAAGGAGGUGUAAGUUUGGAGAGAUCUGUAGAAAUGACCACUGUGUAUGUCCUAGAAGCUGUCCACUACAUGGAGAUCCAAUCUGUGGAAGUAAUGGAAGGACAUACAGAAACAAGUGUGAGAUGAUGAAGGAGGGGUGUAGACGGAGAGUAGAUUUGACAAUACAACAUAAUGGCAGAUGUGAAGAAACAUGUGACCCAAGAAUAAAUUGUCCAGAGACAGUCAGAAUGGUUUGUGCAAACAAUGGCAAGACUUAUAUAAAUGAAUGUACAAUGAAGAAGGAAGCUUGCAGACUUAAUACCAAUCUACAGAUAGUAGAUUUAGGUUCAUGUGAAGAUGAACAUGAGGGCUCAACCUCUGGAGAUGGAGGCUCUGGUGAUGAGGAAGUUUUAUUGAUUUGUGAGGAAGAUUUGAACUGUAGAUUUGGUGGGAAAUGUGUAGCAGACGGUCACAUUGGUCAUAGGUGUGAUUGCAACAAGAACUGUAAAGCUGUCAGACAAACAGUUUGUGGAUCUGAUGGGAAGACUUAUGGUAGUUUGUGUCAGUUGCAAGAAGAGGCCUGUUUACAACAGAAAGAAAUUGUCAAAAUUGAUUUAGAAAAUUGUAAUGAAAUGGAAGAAGUGUCAUGUGAUGGGUUUUCCCCAUUGGUUAAUCCAGUGACCAAUUUAGAAUAUUACUGUACGGAGGAGAAUAGUUGCCCAGAAAAGAGUUACUGUCACCUUAAUUUCCAUACAUGCUGCAAAGAAGAAUUUCAGAAUGAUGUUAUAGAAGAUUGUAGCAAGACCCCUUAUGGAUGUUGUGCUGAUGGAAUUACAGAAGCAUCAGGACCAAAUUUUGAUGGAUGUACCAGUGUAUGUACAUGUAAUCGCUACGGUACCAUUGACAACACAUGCCAUCCAAAUACAAAUAAAUGUGAAUGUAAACAUGGAGUGGGUGGAGCAAAGUGUAAUUUAUGUCUCCCUGGAUACUGGAAUCUAAAGGGCAUAAAUGGAUGUUCACGUUGUGAAUGUAAUAGAUAUGGGUCAACAAGAACAGAUUGUGAACAGAGCACUGGUCAAUGCCAGUGUAGACAGGGUAUGACUGGAUUAAAGUGUGACAAGUGUACCAAUGGACUACAGAUUGGUAUAAAUGGAUGUGAUAUUUAUGGUGUAUCAAUACAAGGUACUUGCAUGGAAUUGAUCUGUGGCUUUGGUGGUGAGUGUAAAGAACAAAAUGGCAGGGCAUAUUGUGAUUGUAGUAAUCUCCCUUGUUUACCGAAAGAUCAUAAAAACUCUGCAGUAGUAUGUGGCAGUGAUGGCAGGACGUACCAGUCAGAAUGUCAACUACAGAGAACUUCAUGUGAACAACAAACACAUCUGUACAUGCACCACCUAGCUCCAUGUCAUAUAAAUGAUGACAGAAAAACCACAGCACCUAUGCAUCCUAAUAGACUUUCUAGGAAGACAACAAAACACACAGAUGAUGGAGAAGCCGAUAUUACAAGGUCAACAGAAAAACCUAAAGGUCAAACAGGUCCUAGGUCUUCUCCUAUAGUUAAAAUUCUAGACAGAUGUCUCAAUGGUGACUAUUGUUCAGCUGGUAACAGUCAAUGUCGACAGGGAAUCUGUCAGUGUAACCAAGGAUACAUGUCAUCAUCAGAUCUAAAGGAAUGUGUGGAGGUGGAAACACUAAGACCUGAUGAACAUAUAACAGAUGAUUCCUGUAUAAAUAAUCCUUGUCGUAACAAUGGUUUAUGUCGAUUAGACAGAGAUUUGGGUUACAGGUGUCUAUGUCCGAUUGGUAGACUUGGAUCUAUUUGUAAAGACAAUGGACGAAUCACUACUCCAUCCUUUUCUGGCAUGUCACAGUUGAUAUUACGACACUACAUCCAAACUGACCAUGAGAUAAUUAUUGAUAUCAGUUUUAAAGCCUUGAAUUAUGAUGGACUACUACUGUUUAGCAGCCAGUUUCCUAAUGGGUCUGGAGAUUUCUUGUCGCUCUCACUUAGAGAUGCAUAUGUAGAGUUCAGAUUUGAUGUUGGUGGUGGUCCCAUGAUACUGAGAAACAGACAUAGGAUACAGCUCAACCAAUUUAUCCAUGUGACUGCCAGUAGGGACGGUAAGGACGGCUCACUUACAGUAGACAAAGAAUCUCCAGUGUUAGGGACAGCUCCAGGAUCAUUGGUAUCUCUUAAUUUAGUAGACAGACCAUUUUAUUUAGGAAAUCCACAAAGUGAAAUAAAUAAGGAAUUCAAGCAGAGACUGCCAAUGGGGUUUGUCGGUUGUAUUAAAACAUUCCAUGUGAAGAACAAACUGAGAACGCACCUUUAUGAUCUAUCGUACCCACAAGUUUCAGAUCAUAUUAUGUCAGGGUUAGAUAUUGCUGAAUGUGGGAGUAAUUCUUGCAACAGUUUGCCAUGUAAAUAUGGAGGAACUUGUCUUGCUAAAGAUUCUGAUGUUUAUAGCUGUGUGUGUAAGCAUGGAUUUACAGGGCGUGAUUGUGAAAUAGUAUUAGAUCCAUGUGUAAUGGCUAACUGUCAUGAGAGUUCUACUUGUCAGAUCUAUGGAAGCUCAUACAAAUGUAUUUGUAGUCCUAACAGAGAGGGGGAAUUCUGUGAAUUUGAAAAAUUACAGCCAAUAGAUGUACCCGAGUUUUCAGGAAACUCUUUCCUUGAACUACCACUGGGUGAUAUAGGGAGUACAGCCAUGACAUUUACAAUCUGGUUCAAGACAUCCAAACCUAACGGAGUAUUGUUUUAUGCCAGCACAUAUGCAGGAGGCAAUGGAGAUUUUAUUUCUCUAAAUAUUGUGGAUAGACGGGUUGAGUUCAGAUUCAACAUGGGAAGUGGUACUAUUGUUAUAUCGAGUGAUGCAGUUAUUUCCCUUGAUACAUGGCAUGAAGUGAUGAUUGAUAAAACCAAGAAAUUUGGUAUAUUGCUGAUCGACAAAAACCCACAAUAUAAUUAUACAGGGGAGUCUAAGGGAUUCUUAACAGAAUUAAAUUUAGACAACAGUAUUCUAUACCUGGGUGGAUUUAAAAGUAGAUUUGAUAUACCUGUGGAUUCAAAUAUAACAUAUAAUUUGACUGGAGUUAUACAAAGGAUUUAUAUAAAUGGUAAACUGUAUGAUGAUUUGAUGUCGUCAGCCAAAGAAAAGAUUAAUGUCCUCCCCUACAGAGGCUCUCCAUGUAAUGUUAAUCCAUGUUUGAAUGGUGGAGUUUGUAUACCAAAAAUGGAUCAGGUGGAAUGUAAAUGUCCCGCCAAAUUUAUCGGAGUUAAAUGUGAAAAAAGAGUAGACUCUGUUAACAGAGACAGACCUUUAUUAUUUGAUGGAGAAACAUAUUUACAGUAUUCUAAUGAGAUUUCAGAAGAAUCAGCAGCACAAAGAUCUAAUAAAUAUUAUAUAAAAUUUCGAACAUUAAAAUCAAAUGGAUUAAUUCUAUACCAGAAUGGUAAAAGUAACGUUUUAGGUGACUAUUUAGCUAUAGCUAUUGUCCGAGGGAGAGUAGAAUUCAGUUAUAAUUUAGGAAAACAAUCAGAGAGAGAUUUACAUAUUAUUCAAUCAGCUGUUGAUGUUGAUGAUGGUGGAUGGCAUAAAAUAUUUGCUGAAAGGCAUGAAAGAGAAGGCACAUUAAAAGUUGACAAUGAGAAACUUAUAACAGAUUCCUCAACAGAGGGCGCUUCACAACUAGAUACAAAUGGUAUCUUAUUGAUAGGUGGGAAGACUCGUGUGAACAUAGAAUUACCAGAAGAUUAUAACCAAGGGUUCAUGGGAUGUAUACAACAAGUUCUAAUCAAUGACCGUGAACUACAUCUUGUUCAACACAGAAGGACAAGUUCAGCUGUAAAUUUCUGUGAUGCUAGAUGAUAAAUGUAAACGAUUCCAAACAUAAAUAUUUAAGAUAUAAAAUACCAUAUUGAAAAAUUAGUUUUCUGAUUCUCAGAUAAUUUUUCCCAUUCCAAAUUUCCCAUUUCAAAUGUAUUGUGAAAAUAGAAAAUGAAUAUUUCUCUAAAUGGUUGUAGUUGGUUGCUAUCUGUCAUAUUUGUUUUCUUGUAUUGUUUUAGCAUAAACUAGGCUUUUUGAUUUUCUCUUUUGAAUGUUUCACAAAUUUUGUCAUGCUGGGGCCUUUUAUAAUUUACUAUACAGUAGGAGUUUUGCUGAUUGUUAAAAACCGUAAAGUGCCCUAUAGUUGCUUACAUCCUCAUGAUUUGGUCUCUGGUGAAUAGUUGUAAAUGUCUCAUUGGCAAUCACACCACAUCUUACUUUUAAAACAAUUCAGAAAGGAGAAAACUAAUGGACUGAUUAAAGUAUAAAACAAUAAAGCAAAAACAAAUAUGGUAUACAGCAACAAAUAACGACCUCUGAAUGUGUAUAUUUGUGUUACUUGAAAACCGCCCAGAGUUGGUAAAAGCUGUCUGUAAUAAAAUUAAUGACACUUAAUAAAUGAAUAUGAAGAUUUUCUGUUUCAUUUUCAAAUUAAUAGUAUUAUAAUAUUGAUUUAUUAUGUUCUAUCUUUAUAUAAAAAAAUCAACACUUGUUUUUUACAUGAUGACUAAUGGGUAUUAUAUUAUAUGUUUUGUAUGAAUUAUUGUAAAUUUUGAUUAUGUACAUAAUGUCAUGUUGUUAAAUUCUGCUGUGUUCUGAACAGAUCCGGUUGUGACAAUAGUUUUAGUAUUUUUAUGACAGAAUGAUUCUUGUGUUUUCAGAGGCCAUCUUUUAGGAUCAUUACUUCUGAUGUUAAAUUUGGUUGAAAUCAAAAAACAAUUUAAAGUUUAAAAAUAUUGAUUGAAGCAAGAAUUCCUGUAGGAUUUGUUAUUUGUAUAUACAUAGAGAUUCUAUCAUGCAACCUCAUUGAUUACAAUAGUUAACUCUACUGGUAGCUAGUUGAAUUUUCAAUCUUCAAACUUCAAAGGAAGCAUUUAGAUAUUUGAAAUUUAAAGUCUAGAGAGAGGAAAAAUAUUGUAAUCAAUCUAAUAAAGUGGUAGAAUUUGUUUUUCUGAAAAAUUAAUGGAAAUUGGUGAGUGCAAUGUUCCGAAUGGUUUGGCAGGAAAUUACACAAAAAAUAUAUAUCAAUGUGGGGUUUUAUCAAACUGGUAACAAUUUUAUUAAAAGGCAGAAAAGAAGGUAAUAAAGACAAGUAUUAUUGAUAUUAUUUACUUCAUAUUUAUCAAUCAGAUUCAUCAUGUAUAAGUGUAUCAAACAUUUUUUAUCUUUCAUUUGCUUAUUCCUUUAUUCAACAAGGUAAAUUCUUUCUAUAACACAUUUUAAUAUAAAACAUGCCAUGAAUUCUAAAUCUGAAGAUUAUAUUUUGAUUGGAGUUACUUCCCUUUUUAUAAGAAGUGGUCUUUAUUCAUUUCACUGUACAAGUGUAAUGGUAUUGUGUGAAGUUUAGAAUAAACCUUAGAUGUCAGAAAUUUUAUAAAGCAUCCUGAGUGGACAAUCAACUUUUACCAAAAGACUCCCUAAAUUAUUGAACAAUUUAUACACCUUGUUCUCGAAUUUAUAUCAGAUAUGAUAUUGUGAUUUUAAUCAGAUUUUGUUAGUUGUUAAUCUGGAUUUGUCCCUAGAGAUUUAUGAUACAUGCAGUAAAAGACCUCUGGUACAGUUAUUUCUGCUUUUAUUUUUAUGUGGCCACAAUCAGCUGUGUUAUAGAAAAAUAUGUGUUAGGCCAGUAAGUUAAUGUAUUGAUAGAUUUAUAUUUUGAGUGAUUGGUGGUCUUGAAAUGAAAUUACUUCAUAUGUGACAAUUAUAUAAAGCCUUAUAAACACCUUAUAUUGUUGGAGACUUUACAGCACAGAAAAGAUUCCAUAGAACAGAUUGAUACACUUACAUUGUAUCAGUCAAAAGUCAGAUUCUGAGCCAAGUGAUCAGGUAUCUGGAUGCAUACAUCAUCAUCCAAAAAUUCCAGUACAUCUGGUUUUGUAACCCCCCAAAAAAUUAGUCAAGAAUUUCACAAGUUUGUACAGAUAUUUUGUAGGGUAUAGGUAUAUGUUAUACCAUGAAAUCUAUAUGGACUGAAAACAUGUAAGAAGCAAGGUUAGAGGGUAUUUACUAAAUUGUUUUCAUUAACAAGACCUUUUAUAUGUUAGAAUAUUGCAAAGUGCUCUCGACCAAUGAAAUUGUAGGAUUGGAUGCCUCUUAAUUGUGAAGAAUUAAUGUAAAUCAUGUUCUUAGUAAGGGAUUAUCCUAUUAUUUGGGUCUAUUUACAAUUCAAAACAAAGAGUUUCUAUAAAUGAGCUACAACUGCCCCGAAGCACAUUUAUCAGAUUGGGAGGAUUUAUCACACAGCGUGAUUGAAACUGACUAAAAGUUGAAUUGUCAAACUAACAAAAAUCUCAAAAUAGUUGAUGUUUACUGGUGCAGUAAAAUUGAUACCGUGAAUGUUAUUAUGAAAAUAUUAAUAACUCCAAAUUACUAAAAAAAUUAAACAAUACCAAAGCAAAGCAAAAAAAGAAAAAAAAUCUUUCAGAUAAAAAAAUAACCUAAAUCUUUAGCUUUCUAAAACUUUGAUUACUUGAUAAGUGUUUGGGAAGAAUAGUUAUUUCCAAUAUUUCGAUAAAAAAAAAACAGGAAUGAACAUACUAAAAACUUUUAAAGGCAUUAUUUUUGAACAUUUCCCUGAAAUAAUGAAAUAUUAUUUGAUGUAAAAAGCCGGACCAAAAUAUUGGCUGUAAAAUAAAAUUUAGUUGUAACUCAAAUGUAUUAAUUGAUUUAAACUGUAAAUAAAAAAAGGAUAAUUCCUCACUAAAAUAUUACAUGAUUUAAAUUCAUACUCACAAUCAGGAAACAUAUACAAUUCCUACCUUUUCUUUCUACUGUUGUGUCACCUAAUAUCUAUAACGCUUUUUUUUUUUUUGAAAUAUUUGCCAAAUGAUAUGAAAAUUCUUACAUCACUAAAACUAAUACAUAAAUGACAUGCCGAAAAAGGAAGUCGUGCAUCAAUUAUAAACAUUGCACUGACAAUGAAACUAAUUCUUGAAUAGAUCAUUUGAGCCUUGAGCACUUUAUAAUAUUCUAAGUUUGUAAGAGAAUUAUAAUCCAUUACUUCAUGAAGAAAAGGAUUAUCAUUCUCUUACAUAUACUUGUGGACUGUAUGUAAACUUCAUUAAACAGAUUUUAUGGAUGAAUUAUGAGGAGUGAUAGAACAAUUUUAUAGAAAUUAUUUUGCUAGAAUGAUUCUGAUUACUUCAAGUCAAUCAGUAACAUUGUCAUUUGUGACCAGUGGCCCUGUGGUUCUAAGUAGUUCAGCUACACUAGAUAACUAGUCUGUCAACACUGAAGUUGUGAGUUCUAACCCUGUUCUGGCAGAGGCAAUCAACUCGGAUAAUGGAUUAGGGUUGCCUGUUUUCCAGCUAAAAGUCUAUGGUUCUCUCUGGGUACUCUAGCUACCUCCAAUAAUAAAAACUGACCACCAUGAUAUAACAAAGAGGGCAGAAAUUUUUGUUAAACACCAACAAUCAUUCGAGACCAUUUUCUUAAAUUUUGUAUUUUGGUAUCAAGAUAGCUAAUGUGGAAACCAUCUGUUUAAAAGACUAUUACAACAAUGAAUGAAUAAAUCAUGCUUUAUGUUCCGCACUGAUAUUUUUACCGGUGACUUGGUUUAUGUACAGAGAUAUUACAUGUUAAUCAACGGGUAUUUUGUCAAGUAGAAUAUUUUAAUCAAGCUUACCUGUUCAGUUGAUAUAGUUCUGGAGACAAUAUUUAAAGAAAAUAAUUAGGUAGCAACAUUUGUGAAAAACAGCAUGUCAAAAAUUUAAAUGCCUUAAGACUUCAAAAUUUUGAAAUGCCACAGUUAUCUGCUGUAGGAGGAUAAAAAUAAAUUCUCUAUGUAAAUGUUUGUCAUUAGACAAAUUUCAGCCUAAAUUAUUGCGAUGUUAUUAUUAUAGCGAAAAAUGCGACAGGGUUAUAAUCGCAAUAAUUUAAACUCGCAUUUUGAAAUAUUUUAUAUGAAUUUAACAGGAUUUUUCUCAAUAUCGCAAAUAAUUUGUGUACACUAUGGAAGUGGACCCCUCCCCCCUUAUUCCCAUGUAUACCUUGGCCUUAUAUAAAUGUAAUGUGUAUGUGUGACAACUAAUGUGAACUCAUAAAUGGUGGGGUGCUAUAACAUGGUUGGAAGCAAGAUCAGAUCCUAUACAGCCACUGAAAGAACCAAGCUGAAUAGAGUCUAAUACUCCUACCGCCAUGUAUAACCACAUAGACAUAGGUUGAGGAAAACAUAUUACGGGUUUGGGCGAAUAACCACAGUUUAAUUAAUCUUUGCAUCAUAUAUAAAGACAAUUAACAAUGAAACAAUAAUAUUUUCAUUUUGCACAAAUAGUCUUUGAAAAAUCUGGUACUCCACUAGAAAUUUUUUCUGCCAAAAAUUAAAAAUGUCUGCAGACGCCGCUGGUAAAUUUGAAAAUGAAUAAUUGCGCUCUUGUUAAAACAAGAGCCACUAAUUAGUACCCUGAUUGGAUAAUUCAAAUAAAUACUGGGCCCUGAUUGGCUAAUGUCUUAGUAACCUAAAUAGCAACUUAAUUAAUUAGUAAGGGCUGCAGAUACUGGGAAAAACUCAAUCUGAUUGGUUAAAUGCAAUUGUAUCUCUUAACAACAUAUUAGAUCAAGUUCCCCCUAUGUUAAUGCUUCAUUUAAAUAAAAUGAACACAAAAUUAAAAUUGCAUUUUAGUCUAAAAUGACAAAAUCGCAAUAAUAAAUGCACGCAAUAAAUUCUGAAUUUACAGUAGUGUAAUUAGAAAUAUUUCUGUGAUAGCUUGGAGACCAUAUACUUAUUGUUUAAAGCAAGCUUAAAGAAAACUCCAAGUAUCAUUUAUAUGAAAGCAAGUUAAUGCCAUGCUCCAAUUAUAUUUUAUAAUGAAAGCUCUAAAAGUUGUGUAUUGUGUACAGUGCUGCAUGGAUACAUUGAACUUCCAUAAAUAGUAUUUUAAAAAAAAAAUUUAGCUUGUUUCUAGAAUAAAUAUGAAUUCUCAUCUAUGCUAUGUGAUCUUUGUUGAGCUUAUAAUUGACAUUUGAAAUCACUGUAUGGAACUUGAUUUUUUUAAGAGGAGAUAUUUGUCAUGCUAGCUUUGUUAUUUUAUCUAAGUUUUAGUAGUUUGUGAAUGUUAAAGAAUUCAUGUAAUCACGAUACAUAUGAAUCCUACCUAUUAUAGAAUAAUUGUCCUAAAACAUUUCAUGUCAGAAAGGACAUUUUGUAAUUAUUGUCAAAUUAUAGUUAAUCAGUUACCACGUGAUUAUAAAUCACCUGUUUUAAUCUAAGUUUGCUUUAUGGGGAGGAAAUUGAGAGAUUUAUAAAAGGGUCAUCAAACAUAUAUGAGAGUAGAUUUCUUAAUUUCAAAAAAAGAUAUUGGAAAGCUGUUGAGAUAAAAUUUGACUUCUUUCACAAGUUGUUACAAGUAAGAUUAUAAAAUGAAGAUAAAAAAUGAAUACAAGUAAGAUUAUAAACUGCAGAUAGAAUAUGUAUGUAUGUUGCAAUGUGCCAUAAUUAUGUAUGUGUAUUGAUAUUGUGAACAAUUUUGACAUGUUACUUAUCACUAGAACUUUCAUAUUAAUAUUUUUGUGGUAUUGGCUCAUAUUAUGGCUUCCAAAACAGCCAUAUUGAUCAGACAAGUCUGGGAAAUUAUAUACUCAAUUGGUUGUGCUGAGCAUGAACCAGUCAUCUAACAUGGCUUUGCCAUUUUAACAUAAUCCAGAGGGAGAAAAAAUGAGGAUUAUGCGAUCUUUUUGAUCUGACCUUUUGCCUUAAAUAGUCACACAUUUUCGGUCAUAUACUAGAAUGAAAUAUUAGACAUUUAAACAGAUAGUUAGGAAAAGGAAAGCCAAUCAUACAUUAUGAUGGACAAUGAAGCAUAUCAUAUGUAGGACAUUUUUGCAGAAGUAAAGCAUUGUAAUCAUGAUGGAUUGGGGUUGAGGUCAAAGUUCCUUCAAAAUAUUCAAUACUGAUAGAUGGAUAGUGUUGCCUAAGUAACAAAGUUUUCGUGUAAAGUUAAACAGACAGCAACAGACUGUAAAAUACUAACAAUUUUAAUGACAGAAUUAUCUGUUUUUACUGUGAAUACUUAUUGGUUAAAAAUAUUAUGAAUCCAGUGAAAUAUUAUACUGAAAUAUUAAAAUGUUUUAUAUAUAA